Molecule: messenger RNA, 1173 nt
Organism: Knipowitschia caucasica
Lineage: Eukaryota; Metazoa; Chordata; Actinopteri; Gobiiformes; Gobiidae
Source: the annotation of a GenBank genome assembly
AUGUGCUCCAGGAUUUGGUUUGUGACAGACCGGCGUAUCGCUCAGGAGUACCCGCAAGUUCAGAUCCUCCGUGCGCUGAAGGAGCGGUGUGCGGACGAAGAUGUGGAAUUCCGAUAUCUUCUCAUGGAUCAAAUUGUUCUAACCAUCAGCGAGGGACAACUAGGGCUGCGUGUGGACCAGGAGCUGGUGACCUCGUACCCUCAGGUGGUCAUGGUCCGGGUGCCCACGCCCUGGGUCCAGUCCGACAGCGACAUCACUGUCCUGCGACACCUGGAGAAGAUGGGCUGCCGGCUCAUCAACAGACCUCAGGCCAUUCUCAACUGUGUCAACAAGUUCUGGACCUUCCAAGAGCUCGCAGGACACGGGGUUCCUCUGCCGGACACCUACUCUUACGGAGGCCACGAUAACUUCCGUAAGAUGAUUGACGAGGCGGAGCCGCUGGGAUACCCGGUGGUGGUGAAGAACGCUCGUGGACACAGAGGUAAAGCAGUGUUCCUGGCCCGAGAUAAGCACCACCUGACGGACCUGUGCCACCUGAUCCGCCACGACACGCCGUACCUGUUCCAGGAAUAUGUGAAAGAGUCUCACGGCCGUGACGUGCGCGUGGUGCUGGUGGGAGGACGUGUCAUCGGAUCCAUGCUGCGCUGCUCCACCGACGGACGCAUGCAGAGCAACUGUUCUCUGGGUGGGGUGGGGAUGAUGUGCCCUCUCAGUGAGCAGGGGAAGCAGCUGGCCAUCGAGGUGUCCAACAUCCUGGGCAUGGACGUGUGCGGCAUCGACCUCCUGCAGCUCAACGACGGCUCCUUUUUGGUCUGCGAGGCCAAUGCCAACGUGGGCUUCAUCGCCUUCGACCAGGCCUGCGGCAUGGACGUGGCGGGCACCGUGGCCGACUUCGCCCUCUCCAUGCUCCCCAACCGGCUCACGCGGAAGAUGUCCCUGCUGUCCGUGGUCUCCAGCACCAGCGAGACAAGCAGCGAGCCUGAGGUGUGCUCCGUGCCUCAGGGGUCUCUCCCGGAGGCCGUGUGCAACAUGAGCGUGGGCUCCACCUCUAGUGAGAGCGACCCCGAGUCCGCAGAGCCCGCCCAGUCGUCGCCGCUGCCGCCCGUCGACCCCGACUCGGCCUAUAACAUCAACACGCUCCUGGCCAACGAGAUACAGCUAUUGACUGAGUAG